This is a messenger RNA of Gasterosteus aculeatus aculeatus (three-spined stickleback), 1832 nucleotides long. It is a transcript of the gene mmp13b, whose product is annotated as matrix metallopeptidase 13b. Gene Ontology annotation, cellular component: extracellular matrix. NCBI's taxonomy places the organism in Eukaryota, Metazoa, Chordata, Actinopteri, Perciformes, Gasterosteidae. Gene Ontology annotation, molecular function: zinc ion binding; metalloendopeptidase activity. Gene Ontology annotation, biological process: extracellular matrix organization; collagen catabolic process; proteolysis. The record is from RefSeq and is a predicted model, not a curated record.
AGAGCCUCUCCGUCCCAACAAGCGCUUCACACAUCACAGAGGAGACGACAAUGAAGGCUCUUCUGCUGCUGGCGCUGGUCGCCCAGACCUCCGCUCUGCCCCUGCCCCCCACGGGGACAGACGACUGGCUUUUAGCCGAGAGGUACCUGCGUCGGUUCUACGGCCUCCCCCCUGGUCUCCAGGGUGGAGAGAGCUCCUCGGGCGCCUUUCAGACCAAGAUGAGGGAGAUGCAGACUUUCUUCAAACUGAAGGUGACCGGGAACCUGGACGACAACACUUUGGAGCUGAUGAAAAGCGCCAGAUGUGGCGUCCCGGACGUCGGGGAGUACAACCACUUCCCUCGACAACUCAAAUGGCCAAACAACAACCUCACAUUCAGGAUAUUAAAUUACACGCCGGACCUGCAGAAGUCGGCUGUGGACAAAGCCAUCCGCCAAGCGCUGAACGUCUGGUCCGCUGUCACCCCUCUGACCUUUAAGAAGCUGCACCAGGGCAACGCUGACAUCAUGAUCAGUUUUGGAAGUAAAGGACACGGAGACAACAGCCCCUUUGACGGGCCCAACGGACAGCUCGCUCACGCCUACCCACCGGGCCAAGGCCUCGGAGGAGACACUCACUUUGAUGAGGAUGAACGCUGGACCGUAGACUCAUCAGACUACAACCUGUUUCUUGUGGCGUCCCACGAGUUUGGCCACGCCCUCGGCAUGGACCAUUCCACCGACCCGGGCGCCCUGAUGUUCUCCAUGUACUCGUACUCGACAGGCUUCCCGCUGUCCCAGGACGACGUCGCAGGCAUUCAAGCUCUCUACGGCCCAAACCCGAAACGGGAAGUGAAGCCAAAGCCCGACGCACCCACCAGAUGUGACCCAGAGUUGAGCUUUGAUGCCGUCACAGAGCUCAGAGGGGAAACCCUCGUCUUCAAAGACAGAUUCUUCUGGCGUCUCCAUCCUCAGAUCCCGGAGCCCCACCAGACGCAGAUCAUGUCCACCUGGCCUUCCCUUCCCAACAAGGUGGACGCGGCGUACGAGUACCCAGAGAAGGAUCGAGUCCUCGUAUUCAGAGGGAUCCGAAUGUGGGCUUUGAACGGAUACAACGUCGUGGACGGCUACCCAAAGUACAUCCACACACUCGGUUUCCCCAAGACAGUGAGGGAAAUAGAUGCGGCUGUGCACAUCGGAGACACCGGGAAAACUCUGUUCUUCGCCGACGAGGAGUAUUGGAGGUUCGAUGAAGCGACGGGCACCAUGGACAGCGGCUUCCCGCGGUCAUUCGAGGACGACUUUCCAGGGAUGGGUGACGAGGUCGACGCAGCUGUGUAUCACAAUGGAAUCUUGAGUUUCUUCCACGAACAAAUACAGUACGAGUACAGUUACACCUCGAGGAAGGUCAUCGGCAUCAGGAGGACCAACUCCAUUCUUGACUGUUGAUGACAUCAUCAACGGUGACCUAAAGAUAAUUACAAGCCGACAUGUUAGAAAAUGAGACCAAGGAAGAUGCAGUUUAGUGAGCGAGAGGAUUAAAGUUUAUUUUCUACUAGUGCUGGACACCUGUAGGUGUAUAAGUUGUUAGACACAGAAUGCUGGAAAAUUCCUCAGAAAUAUAUUUCCUUUUUUUAAAUGUAUAUUUAUGGCACAUCUCUGUAUUUAGUACUUAGUUCCAAGGUCUGUGUGUAACAGUUUGGCUCUUUUGUGAGCUCAACAUUUGACCAGAGUACAUGUUUCACCAACUUUGAUAUUCCAACAAAGAGCUUAUUGAUGUAUUGCUUGUUUGUUUUAUUGUACGUUUUGUGAAUUAUAAUUAAAGCGCUGAAAAUCUGUUGAAUUUAAUUCAAA